Prunus armeniaca (apricot) is the source of this 2097-nucleotide messenger RNA. NCBI's taxonomy places the organism in Eukaryota, Viridiplantae, Streptophyta, Magnoliopsida, Rosales, Rosaceae. The record is from the annotation of a GenBank genome assembly.
AUGACUGUUUUGAUAACUGAGGAUCCUGGCAGGUCAAUCGAUGUUUACUUAUGGCCGUUGGUUGAUGAGCUCAAGGAUUUAUGGACAAACGGUGUGCGCACGUACGAUAAAGCCACUGUGAAGAUGUUCACUUUGCGGGCAGCAGUGAUGUGGACUGUAAAUGAUUUUCCCGCAUAUGCAAUGGUUUCUGUGUGGAGCACAAAGGGUUAUAUGGCAUGCCCUGUAUGCAAGGAAAAUGUAACUUCUGGUUGGCACGUGGGAAAAGUUUGUUAUCUUGGUCAUCGAAGAUGGUUGUCAUGGGACCACGAGUGGCGGGAAAAGGAUAAAGAGUUUGACGGGAACACAGAGCAUCGCUUCAGACCUAGAGAAUGGUCCGGUGAUGAUAUCUUGGAACAGCUAAACCGUUUGGAUUUUUCUUCGUUCGGGAAAACAGUUACCCGGACCAGACCUUCUACACAUUUGAACUGGACGCACAAGUCUAUGUUUUUUGAGCUCCCAUAUUGGUCGAAACUAAAAUUGAGGCACAAUCUCGACGUUAUGCAUGUUGAGAAAAAUGUCUUUGACACAUUGCUGGGCACGAUUCUAGAUAUCGAGGGUAAGACAAAGGACACGAUCAAAGCUCGUCUUGAUUUGGAAAGAAUGGGCAUACGAAGAGGUUUAUGGAUGAACAGGGACGGUGAUAAAGCUAGAAGGGAUCUAGCAUUUUUUGCCAUGAAACCGAUUGACAAAAAAGAUUUUCUACAGUUUGUAUCAUCGGUAAAGUUUCCCGAUGGGUAUGUUUCUAAUAUCGCGUGUUGCCUGAAUGUUGACGGGGGUAAAUUUACUGGACUGAAGAGCCAUGACUACCAUGUGUUUAUGCAACGCCUACUUCCUGUGGGUAUUCGACACCUUUUGCUAGAAGAUGUAGUGAAACCAAUGAUGUUGUUGUCCAGAUUUUUUUCCCAACUAACGGCAAAAACAUUGCGAAAGACAGACAUUAAUCAGUUGCGCCAUGACAUUGUCCAAGUCCUAUGCAAGUUCGAGAUGAUAUUCCCUCCAGCUUUUUUCACAAGUAUGAUCCACGUGAUGGUUCAUUUGCCAGAAGAGGCAUUGCUCGCUGGUCUUUUAAACUAUCGCUGGAUGUAUCCAAUAAAAAGGGCGAAACCCAAAGGAUCAAUUAUAGAGGCUUGGGUUCAAUAUGAGUCGCUUACUUUUUGUGGAAUGUAUUUAAAAGAUGUGGACGCAGCUUUCAAUCGUCCUCAACGCAAUAAUGACGGAGGUCUGAGAAAUGAGAAACUUUCUGUUUUCGCCCAAAGCGCACGACCCUUUGGAGAUCCGGUGAAUAAGUUGAAAUCAUCGAAUUCACCCUCUUACAGUGAAGAGUUAUAUAACUUGGCGUUCGGCCCGAUUCGCACUGAAUUAUUCUCGGGUUGCCAUGUUAAUGGCGUUAAGUUUUUGGGGACUGCACGAGAUGACAAGUUGUGUACGCAAAACAGUGGUGUCCAUGUCCCGGGUGGUGGCGAAAGUACUGACAUUGAUUUCUAUGGCAAACUCACAACUGUCAUGCAAUUGCUUUACAAAGACCGAUACCAAGUGAUCAUGUUUAAGUGUCGAUGGUUUGAUACAAAUCCAAAUAGGCAGGGAAGUGUUAAAAUAAACCAUGGCUUACUAUCAGUGAACAUUAACAAAACUUGGUAUGAUGACGACCCUUACAUUUUGGCAAACAUGGCAAGACAAAUUAUGUAUCUAGAUGACCCUAAAGCCGGAAGCGGUUGGAAGGUUGCUCAGCAGAUGGAUCAGAGGAACGUGUAUGCUAUACCAAAACUAGACUCAACUGACAACGACGUCGACAACGUCACUGACCAACGAUUGGAAUCUUCCAUGGAAACUGAUGCGGAAACACUUCGAGAUUUAGAUGUUAUACAAGAACCGUUUCAGCUUCAAGGAGUGUCUUCAAUCGAAAUACCAAUUAAGUCAAUUACAAUUGACCUCGGUGAUCUUCUGUGCUAUGAAGUUCCAGUGGGCCCAAACAACAAAAGUGAUGAGGAGGAGAAUUGGGAGACCGAAAUUGAUGAUAGCGAGGAUAACAAAAGUUACAAUAGUUCAGAUGAUGAAUAA